AUGACACGCCUCACGCUAUCCCAUCUCUUGUUGCCCUUUCUCGGGGGCACAACGGCAGGAUAUACCACACUCUCGGACGACACACUCCGGCAUAUAUCCUCCCCCCUUUCGGCGUCAUCGCCGUCGGAACUGGACCCGUUCGAUGGCUCCCUCCUCUCACCAAUCUUGAUCCCCCGCGUCCCGAGAACGCCAGGACACGCGGCUGUUCAGGCGCAUUUUAUUAAUUACAUCAAGUCUAACCUGUCGCCGGAGUGGACAAUAGAGUGGCAUAACUCGACGUCAAAAACGCCGGCAACGGGGGAGAAGCUGGUGCCGUUUCAGAACUUGAUCAUCAGGAGGGAUCCGCCCGGGAUGACGAGGGAAAGGGAAGGGGAGAUGGAGAGGUUGACGCUGGCGGCGCACUAUGAUAGUUUGUAUCGGCCGGAGGGGUUUAUAGGGGCGGUGGACAGUGCGGUGCCUUGUGCGGUGUUGUUGUGGGUGUUGAAGGAACUGGAUGGGGCGAUGGGGAAGAGGUGGGGGGAGUGGGAGGAUGAUGGGUUGGAGAGGGGGAAGGGGGUGCAGGUUGUGCUUUUUGAUGGGGAGGAGGCUUGGGUGCAGUGGAGUGGGGAGGAUAGUCUUUAUGGGAGCAGUUCGAGGCUUGAUACGAUUAGUUUGUUUGUGUUGUUGGAUUUGUUGGGGGCGGCGGAUCCGACGGUGCCGAGUUUCUUUGGGAAGACUCAUUGGGCGUAUCAGAACAUGGCCAAGGUGGAAGAGAGGUUGAGAGGGUUGAAGUUGUUGGAAUCGGAGCCAAAGGCGGGAAGGUUUCUUCAUGACUCCGAGAGAUCGAACUGGAACUUUGCCGGGUAUGUCGAGGAUGACCAUGUGCCGUUCUUGAGGAGGGGGGUGGAGGAUAUCUUGCACAUUAUCCCAACGCCGUUUCCUAGGGUGUGGCACACCAUGGAUGAUGACGUCAAGAACUUGGAUGUGGCCACGGUGAAGGAUUGGGCAAAGAUUGUGGCUGGAUUUGUGGGAGAGUGGAUGGAUUUGGAGGGACACUUUGAGGGUGUGGUGCCGGGAACGGAAGAUGAGAAGGGUAGGUAUUUUGUGAAGGACGAGCUCUAG
Messenger RNA from Podospora anserina S mat+, 1101 nucleotides. RefSeq lists its product as uncharacterized. The coding region runs from base 1 to 1101 and encodes 366 amino acids. Lineage: Eukaryota; Fungi; Ascomycota; Sordariomycetes; Sordariales; Podosporaceae. The record is from RefSeq and is a predicted model, not a curated record. Gene Ontology annotation, molecular function: zinc ion binding; glutaminyl-peptide cyclotransferase activity. The transcript is spliced from 2 exons.